AUGAGUGUUUCGACGAAGGAUGUGGGCCACGAUAUCUCUCGCAUCCGGAAGGCUCAACUGGGAGAUCUCCUUUCGCCAUCGAAAAAACUAAAAAUUGUCGAGAGAUACCGGAUGACUGGCCAAGACUUUCGAACGCGCUUUGCUAGCAGUUCGCUUGACAGCCUUUCCGCCAACAGACGUAUUCAAAGUCUUGAACAUGAUAUUAAUGAACUUCAGGAAUCGCUAGCAUCGACAAACAAGCACAUCAUGGUUUUCAAAACAUCCAUGUCGAACAAAGAGUUGGAGAACUGCAAACUUGAAGAUGAUAUGGUGAAGUUAGAUCAGGAGCUAGAGCAUUCUCUGAAUGACGUGGAAAAAUUGCAGGAGUACGAGGCCGAUUCCUUGCUAUCGUUACAGAAGAUGUAUGAACGAAGAAUAAAGGAGCAGAACGUAUGUCACGAUGAGAGAUUAAUGAAAUUGAAAGAAGAUACUUCCGAUACCAUCAAAGCUGCGAUAGUCAAAGCAAAGCAGGAUGCUUUGCAAAAAAAGCUGCUUCUUCAGACUGAAGUUUCCAGCCUAAACAUCAGUAUUCGGGGACAUUCUACUGAUACCACUAGAAAGCUUAUAAAACUCAAAGAAGAUCACCAUAAGAAGCUUCUUGAAUUAAAGGCUAAUAUGGACCAAAUUAUUACCGAGCUCAGCCAAGAGAAAGAAAUUAUAGAAAAGGAGACAAGUAACAAAGAAGCAGAUCUUGAACAUCUUAGAAGCAUUUCCAUCGUCAAUUUACAACUGGAGGUUGAUUCGUUGAAUCUCAAAUUAACUACAUUGAGAAAUCAGUAUGCACAAAACGAAACAGAGAUUAAACAGUUGAAAGAGAGUCUACAUACAAUGCAUCAAAAAGUUGAAGAGCUCCGAUCCUCUUGUGGCUCAAAAUUGAAAGUGAUUGAGGAGUAUCGGACGUCUGCAUCGGUCUUGAAAAGUCACUUUCCAUUGCUAGAGGAACAAAGACGAGUGUUGCACAACAGAGUACAGGAGAUCAAGGGUAACAUACGUGUGUUCUGCAGAAUAAGACCCGUGGCUGAUGGUUCCGACUCGCUUUCAUCCUUCCAAUUAUCUGCUGAAGGUAACCUCAAUGAACACGGUAAAGAGGUUCUUACAGUCUCUAAUUCUGAAACGCCACUGAAUAGCACGCAAUUCUAUCUUUCCAGCAAAAAGCUGAAUGCUUAUCAAUUUCAGUUUGACAAACUAUUUGGAAUGGAAAAGUCAAACCUUGAUAUUUUUCCCGAAAUUUCCCAACUUAUCCAGUCAUCACUCGAUGGUUACAAUGUUUGCGUAUUUGCGUACGGCCAAACUGGAUCUGGAAAAACUUGGACAAUGGCACACAAAGAUGAUGGAAUGAUUCCCCUCUCUUUCAAAAAGAUCUUUGAGGAUAUCAAUGACUUAAAAGCACAAGGUUGGGUUUAUGAUGUAGAAGGUCAAUUUGUGGAGAUCUACAAUGAGCAGAUCGGAGACUUGCUCGCAGCUUCACAUGGCAACAUUAAAUGUGAAAUCAAACAUGAUGAUGAAUCAAAGCACACGACGGUGACAAAUGUCACAACUGCCAAAAUGCAUUCGGAAGAGGAAGCAUUAAGAUUCCUCGUAAACGCUACAAAGAAUAGGUCGACGGCAAGUACCAUGGCUAAUGAGAGAUCUUCAAGGUCCCAUUUGGUGUUCAUGCUCAAAAUCAAAGGUGUUCAUCACAAACUGGGAAAAGUGAGUGCGGGCACUCUUAACCUUAUUGAUUUAGCUGGUUCUGAGCGGCUAAAAAGCUCGCAAGCCAAAGGUAGUCGAUUGAAAGAAACCCAAUCAAUUAAUAAAUCUCUCUCGUGUCUUGGAGAUGUUAUAAGUGGAUUGGCACAAAAUAAUGCCCAACAUAUCCCCUACAGAAACUCAAAGCUCACUUAUCUUUUGAAACACAGCUUGGGAGGGGAUUCGAAAACGCUCAUGUUCGUGAACAUUUCGCCUUUAAAAGCCAACUUGAGCGAAUCCAUCAAUUCGCUUCGAUUUGCCACAAAGGUGAAUAGUACGAAGUUGCAAUGA
Messenger RNA from Clavispora lusitaniae ATCC 42720, 2058 nucleotides. It is a transcript of the gene KAR3, whose product is annotated as Kar3p. Gene Ontology annotation, molecular function: microtubule motor activity; microtubule binding; ATP binding. Gene Ontology annotation, biological process: microtubule-based movement. The record is from RefSeq and is a predicted model, not a curated record. Gene Ontology annotation, cellular component: microtubule cytoskeleton. Lineage: Eukaryota; Fungi; Ascomycota; Pichiomycetes; Serinales; Metschnikowiaceae.